AUGGACAUAAUUAAUGCCAUCGAUAAUAAUUUAUCAACUUCACACAGAAAAAAUAAGGUCACCAAAAAUAGAAAUCCUUUAAUUAAAAAGUGCAAUAAAUGUAAGAGGUCAAAACUUCAUGAUAAUAAGAAUGCUCAGCAAUGUAAUUUUUGCAAUCAGAUAAUGUUAAGUGGAAAUAAAUUUAUUGAUAAUUGGCUUACUAAACUAAAUAAACAAAAGGUUUUUAUAGAAUUUAUUCCGUAUGAACAAUUUAAAGAUAUCAUUUAUCUUUCUGAGGGAGGAUUUAGUAAAAUAUACAAAGCGACAUGUGUUAAUGGUAUAAGAACGGAAUGGAAUAGUCGGAAGCGAAGAUUUACAAAAGCUAUUAGCAAUGAAACAGUUGUUCUUAAAAGCCUUAAUAGUUCUGAAGCUAUAAGUAAUGAUUUUUUAAAUGAG
Molecule: messenger RNA, 435 nt
Organism: Cetraspora pellucida
Lineage: Eukaryota; Fungi; Glomeromycota; Glomeromycetes; Diversisporales; Gigasporaceae
Source: the annotation of a GenBank genome assembly